GUGACUUGCACCUACGGAGAGCUUGGAGAAAACACGGAAAAGUGGAAUUUUCCCGCGGAUCAGGAGUCUAAAGACGCAGUGUGAAAUCGCUGUUGUGCGCUUGCGCGCAGUUUCCCGCAUGCUCAGUAGCUGAGGUAGGGAUGCCAUCCUUCUCAAGACUUAUUGACAGUGCCAAAGCUCGGUACUGGACACAGCGAGGGACCUGGGUCUACGAUAACGCGCUUUUGCUCCUCCUGAAGUGUCUUUGGUCCAACGUUGUUCCAGAGUGUACCAUGGCUUCCAGUAACACUGUGUUGAUGCGGUUGGUAGCCUCUGCAUAUUCUAUUGCUCAAAAGGCAGGAAUGAUAGUCAGACGUGUUAUUGCUGAAGGAGACCUGGGUAUUGUGGAGAAGACCUGUGCAACAGACCUGCAGACCAAAGCUGACCGAUUGGCACAGAUGAGCAUAUGUUCUUCAUUGGCCCGGAAAUUCCCCAAACUCACAAUUAUAGGGGAAGAGGAUCUGCCUUCUGAGGAAGUGGAUCAAGAGCUGAUUGAAGACAGUCAGUGGGAAGAAAUACUGAAGCAACCAUGCCCAUCGCAGUACAGUGCUAUUAAAGAAGAAGAUCUCGUGGUCUGGGUUGAUCCUCUGGAUGGAACCAAGGAAUAUACCGAAGGUCUUCUUGACAAUGUAACAGUUCUUAUUGGAAUUGCUUAUGAAGGAAAAGCCAUAGCAGGAGUUAUUAACCAGCCAUAUUACAACUAUGAGGCAGGACCAGAUGCUGUGUUGGGGAGGACAAUCUGGGGAGUUUUAGGUUUAGGCGCCUUUGGGUUUCAGCUGAAAGAAGUCCCUGCUGGGAAACACAUUAUCACAACUACUCGAUCCCAUAGCAACAAGUUGGUUACUGACUGUGUUGCUGCUAUGAACCCCGAUGCUGUGCUGCGAGUAGGAGGAGCAGGAAAUAAGAUUAUUCAGCUGAUUGAAGGCAAAGCCUCUGCUUAUGUAUUUGCAAGUCCUGGUUGUAAGAAGUGGGAUACUUGUGCUCCAGAAGUUAUUUUACAUGCUGUGGGAGGCAAGUUAACCGAUAUCCAUGGGAAUGUUCUUCAGUACCACAAGGAUGUGAAGCAUAUGAACUCUGCAGGAGUCCUGGCCACACUGAGGAAUUAUGACUACUAUGCAAGCCGAGUUCCAGAAUCUAUUAAAAAUGCACUUGUUCCUUAAAGGAAAGUUUCAUUUGGCCGGGCGCGGUGGCUCACGCCUGUAAUCCCAGCACUUUGGGAGGCCAAGGCAGGUGGAUCACUUGAGCUCAGGAGUUUGAGACCAGCCUGGGCAAUAUCGUGAGACCCCAUCUCUACAAAAAUACAAAUUAACUGGGCAUCCUGUCAUGCGCCUGUCAUCCCAGCUACUUGAGAGGCUGAAGCAGAAGAAUCUCUUGAGCCCGGAAGGCGGAGGUUGCAGUGAACUGAGAUCGUGCCACUGCACUCCAGCCUGAGUGACAGGAGUUAAGCCCUGUCUCAGAAAAAAAAAAAAACACCCAAAAAGUACUUAAAGUUUCAUUUACUUAGCUAGGAGAAAGACUUGGUUCUCAAAAUAAUACAUUUUAAGAUUAAUUGGGUAGAAUUAGAGUUCCACCUUUAUUCAUUGUUGAGCAGUGAUUUAUAUUUAGUUAUUAUAUUUAGGAAUAGAAAAUAGAAUUAAAUAAUUUAACUUGAUUAAUCAACCAGACCAAUUUUGACGUCUGGAGAACUUAUAAACUCAAUAUGUUAUAUUUGUUUUCCUGUAUUUAGGUGGAGAAAUGAGAAAAAGCUUUAGUUCCAAUUGACAGUUCAGGUCAGUGUUCAAUCAACAUUCCUAUCUUCUAAACCAGAUUUCUCUUUUUUUUUCCUGAGACGGAGUCUCGCUCUGUAGCCUAGGCUAGAAUGUAGUGGCAUGAUCUCGGCUCACUGCAAGCUCCGCUUCCCGGGUUCAUGCCAUUCUCCUGCGUCAGCCUCCCGAGUAGCUGCUACUGCAGGCACCCGCCACCACGCCUGGCUAAUUUUUUGUAUUUUUAGUAGAGAUAGGGUUUCACCGUGUUAGCCAGGAUGGUCUUGAUCUCCUGACAUUGUGAACUGUCCGCCUCGGCCUCCCAAAGUGCUGGGAUUACAGGUGUGAGCCAACGCACCUGGCCUACACCAGAUUUCUUUAGGGCACAAUUGUUUCUGGAAUCUCACUCUUGUUUUUCACAGUAAUUUUAAAAACGUUUCUACUCCAAUUAAGAAGAUAUAUGAUGUUAUUAUAUAUGCUUAUGAAACAGAUUUAUGAGAAAAGUUUUUUUUUUAAUAAAUUAUUUAAUCCUAGCUCUUUGUUAUUCACCAGCUUUUUAAAAAAGUAUUUGAAAAUUAUACAUUCUCGACUUUGGGGAUUAGUUUAUUCUUGUGGCAUCAUUAUAAGGCUUAAUUGUGGAAAGCUAAGUACUUGCUUCUGUUCCUUCCAAUGAGAGAUUAUAACAUAAACUAUCAAAAUUAUUCUGCUAAUAUACGUAGAUUUUUAUUUUUAGGUCUCUGUCCAUUGCUUUUAAUUAAAAUUAUCUGUUUUCAAAUCAAA
This is a messenger RNA of Pan troglodytes (chimpanzee), 2561 nucleotides long. RefSeq names its product 3'(2'), 5'-bisphosphate nucleotidase 1 (gene BPNT1). Gene Ontology annotation, biological process: phosphatidylinositol phosphate biosynthetic process. The record is from RefSeq and is a predicted model, not a curated record. Lineage: Eukaryota; Metazoa; Chordata; Mammalia; Primates; Hominidae. Gene Ontology annotation, molecular function: 3'(2'),5'-bisphosphate nucleotidase activity. Bases 141 to 1199 code for a protein of 352 amino acids. The transcript has 9 exons.